This is a messenger RNA of Meloidogyne enterolobii, 1230 nucleotides long. Lineage: Eukaryota; Metazoa; Nematoda; Chromadorea; Rhabditida; Meloidogynidae. The record is from the annotation of a GenBank genome assembly.
UCAGAAUAAAUUUUUUCACUUAAAAAUUUACAGUACCUCCCAACCUUCAUCCCCCAUUGGAGAUGGAACUUGUCUACUCUCCAAAGACCCUGAAGUGCUCAGAGAAUGUACUUCUGAUGAAUUUAAACGGCCAGAAGAAACAAUGGCGCAGGGUUUGAAGAGGCACGCUGUUAAUUUGCUACACUUCUUUGUAGAAGAUUGGUUUAUUUCUGCUUUACUUGGUUGUAUAACUGCAGCACUUUCUAUAUCUGUAGAUGUUAGCUAUGAAUAUUUGAAUCACUAUCGCGCUGUCCUCUUCGACUUUGCCCGAGAUUACGAUAAAAUGCUUGGUUUUGUUUCUUGGGUUGGUUAUCUAGGAUUUUUUGUUACAGCAGCAGCUCUCGUAUGUAAAUAUAUUUCUCCUCAAGCUAUUGGUUCUGGAAUUCCCGAAGUGAAAGUAAUUAUGAAUGGCUUUUUUCUUCCCAAUUAUUUAACUAUGAGGACAUUAGUAGCUAAAGUGCUUUCUCUGACGUUAACGUUGGGGAGUGGAUUGCCUGGACCAUUCGUCCAUAUGGGGGCAAUUGUUGGCCAUUUGUUAAGUAAAUUAACAAAAGCAUGGCAGAGCACAGCAUUUUUCUCGAACGAGGGAAGAGAAAUAGAAAUUUUGGCUUCUGGUUGUUCUGUUGGAAUUGCUUGUACUUUUAGUUCUCCUGCUGGAGCAGUUUUGUACGGAAUUGAAUGUACACAUAAAUAUUUUGCUGUAAAAAAUUAUUGGCGAGCUUUCUUUGCUACAACUUGUAGUGCUUUGAUUUUUCGUUUUGCUAAUGCUGCAAUUAUUCCCCCACAUAUUGCUGUUGAAGAAAUUAUUUGUUUUGUAAUUAUUGGCUUGAUUUGUGGUUUAUUCGGUGCCUUUUUUGUUCUCCUCCAUAGACGAAUUACUUACUUUAAAAAAAGGAAUAGAACAUUCAAAGCAAUUUUUGGGAGAAAUUCCCUUUCUUUUACAAUUUUUAUGGCCAUUAUUGUUGGCAUUAUUACUUAUCCUGAUGGUUUUGGUUACUUUUUUGCGGGAAAGGCGAGUUUCCUUAGUUUAAAAGAGAUUAGUUGAAAAUCACAUUUUCGGCUGUGCGCAAAUCUUUUCUCAUAAUGGAGGAGAACGCCAAAAAUAAAAUUUGGCGUUUUAGAGUGUUGAAAAAUAAAUUUGGCGCACACCCAAAAAUAAUAAUUUUUCCUUUUUUGUGUUUUAUUUUUGUU